CGAAUUGCCGAGAAUCAGAGACUAUGAACGCGAAGCCGAUUUCGGUACCAUCUUUUCCGUGUCGGGUCCAGGUAAUUUGAAUGCGUUUUCCAUCUGAGCAUUUCUACUUUUUUCUUCUUCUUUUUCUUGUCACGCUUUUCUCCGUUUCCCGUGGAGACCACUUGACACAUACCAGUGGCUCUGCCCUACUUGCACGCGUGUGCUUCUUCUCAAUGUUUCUAUGAGGAGCUUGGAGAUAGGGAAGGGAAUAAUAGCUUUCUUUCAAAUAUGCAGGAUGGGCUAAACGUGCAUUUUUAUGUUUCAUCUUAAUAAAGUCGUUGUCGCCGAUAACAUGCGUGGUUCGACCAUCAACGAGUUGGUUCGCGUUGGUCACGAAGAACUUGUUGGUGAAGUCAUUCGUAUUGAGGGUGACAAAUGUACUAUCCAGAUUUACGAAGAGACUGGUGGUUUGACUGUCGGCGAUCCCGUCCUGAGAUCCGGUAAACCUCUUUCUGUCGAACUCGGCCCUGGUCUCAUGUCAAACAUUUAUGACGGUAUCCAGCGUCCACUCAAGGCUAUUCAAGAACAAUCCAACAGUAUCUACAUUCCGCGCGGUAUUGCUACCCCCGCUUUGGACAAGCAGAUUGGCUGGGACUUUGAGCCUAUGAACUUCAAGGUGGGCGAUCAUAUCACUGGUGGCGAUAUCUAUGGUCAAGUCUUUGAAAACUCGCUUCUCUCGGAGCACGCUAUCAUGCUGCCACCCAAGGCUCGCGGUACCAUCACAUACAUUGCCCCGAAGGGUCAAUACACCAUCGAGGAUACUGUCUUGGAAGCUGAGUUCGAUGGCGAGACCACCAAGUACUGCAUGAAGCAGUUGUGGCCUGUCCGUUCGCCCCGUCCUGUCGCUGAGAAAUUGAAUGCCAACCAUCCUCUGCUUACUGGCCAGCGUGUAUUGGAUUCGCUCUUCCCAUGUGUGCAAGGUGGUACCACUGCCAUUCCUGGUGCUUUCGGUUGUGGCAAGACUGUCAUUUCACAAUCGCUUUCCAAGUAUUCCAACUCGGAUAUCAUUGUCUACGUCGGCUGUGGUGAACGUGGUAACGAAAUGGCUGAAGUAUUGAUGGAUUUCCCCGAGUUGUCCAUUGAUGUCGAUGGACGUAAGGAGUCCAUUAUGAAGCGUACCACUUUGGUUGCCAACACAUCCAACAUGCCUGUCGCUGCCCGUGAAGCUUCCAUCUACACUGGUAUUACUUUGUCCGAAUACUUCCGUGAUCAGGGCAAGAACGUUGCCAUGAUGGCCGAUUCCACCUCUCGAUGGGCCGAAGCUUUGCGUGAAAUUUCUGGUCGUUUGGCUGAAAUGCCUGCUGAUUCCGGUUACCCCGCUUACCUUGGUGCCCGUCUUGCCUCUUUCUACGAACGUGCUGGUAAGAGUACCUGUCUUGGUAACCCCUCCCGUGAUGGUAGUGUCACUGUCGUCGGCGCUGUCUCUCCUCCUGGCGGUGAUUUCUCUGAUCCCGUUACUUCCUCCACUCUCGGUAUCGUCCAGGUGUUCUGGGGUCUUGACAAGAAGCUUGCUCAGCGUAAGCAUUUCCCCUCUGUUAACUGGAACUUGAGUUACUCCAAGUACAUGAAGGUGCUUGAGCCCUACUACGAAAGCGCCGAUCCGGAAUAUAUCUCGUUGAGAGAUCAGUGCAAAGAAAUCUUGCAAAUGGAAGAAAACUUGAGUGAAAUUGUGCAGCUUGUCGGCAAGUCCGGUUUGAACGAGACGGACAAGAUUACGUUGGAAGUUGCCCAGCUCAUCAAGGACGAUUUCUUGCAGCAGAACGGUUACAGUAACUAUGACCGUUACUGUCCAUUCUACAAGACCACUUGGAUGCUCCGCAACAUGAUUGGCUUUUAUACCCAUGCCACCCACACCGUUGAGGUGACCAGCAACCAGAUGACCUGGUCAAAGAUCCGUGAGUCCAUGAGCGAUAUCCUGUACAAGCUCUCAUCCAUGAAGUUCGAGGACCCUGCUGAUGGCGAGGCUGUUCUUGUUGAAAAGUAUGCUGCUAUCCAGAAGGAGAUGGAGGCUAGAUUCCGUGAUCUUGAGUUGUAGAUAGGCUAUUAUCUUUCUUUUUUGUUGUACUCUGAAACGAAGGUGUCUUUUUUUCCCUCCUAUAUGACCAAAUUGCACCA
Zychaea mexicana is the source of this 2154-nucleotide messenger RNA. Its product is annotated as V-type proton ATPase catalytic subunit A. Gene Ontology annotation, molecular function: proton-transporting ATPase activity, rotational mechanism; ATP binding; ATP hydrolysis activity. NCBI's taxonomy places the organism in Eukaryota, Fungi, Mucoromycota, Mucoromycetes, Mucorales, Lichtheimiaceae. Gene Ontology annotation, biological process: ATP metabolic process; proton transmembrane transport. The record is from RefSeq and is a predicted model, not a curated record. Gene Ontology annotation, cellular component: fungal-type vacuole membrane; proton-transporting V-type ATPase, V1 domain. The coding region runs from base 296 to 2074 and encodes 592 amino acids. The transcript has 12 exons.